Messenger RNA from Aphanomyces invadans, 3115 nucleotides. RefSeq lists its product as hypothetical. Gene Ontology annotation, molecular function: metal ion binding. The coding region runs from base 81 to 2672 and encodes 863 amino acids. The record is from RefSeq and is a predicted model, not a curated record. NCBI's taxonomy places the organism in Eukaryota, Oomycota, Saprolegniomycetes, Saprolegniales, Verrucalvaceae. The transcript has 8 exons.
GCAACAGGCAGCAACAGCCCAUACCAGAUCGCUGCCGUAUCUGCCGCCGUCGCAGCUGCCGUCGCUUGGGAAGUCGAUAGAUGGAUCGAUUCGCAGUGGACGAGCUCGACUUUGAGUCCGUAGAGCCAUGUCGUCCAAGUUCAUUUGAUGGGACGAGUUCGUUCAAGUUUGACGUCGGGAUUCGUGCGCGUCAAGCGCUCGAGGGCAUUCACCUGCGUCCACCACCGACUGUGAACAAGGACCCGAGGCUGAUGGACUGGAAGUUUCUUAAGAAAGUGAAAGAUGUCAAGGUCCACCGUGUCGACGAGUACACCCACAAUAUGCAGGCCACUCGUUUGAGUUUUCGGCUGUCGUGCGAGGUCAAGGCUACGCUCGAGUCGAUUGUCAACGUCCUGGCGCCAACAACGACCCAUGAAUACAUGCGCGUGGAAAAAAGAGUCUUCCCAAAGCUCCUCCAAUGCGCUGUCUUGCAACAAGGUUCAGAAAACAGUCACAACAUCGACCCGACGGACUUUGUUGCGUCGUUUCCACGGCAUUGUAUCAAGUGGCAUGGCAGUCACUUGCUCACAAGCCGGCUCACGGGACGACUCGGCACGCCCAACGACUUUGUCUUUGAGGAGUAUGUCGAAUACGAAACGUGGCACGGACGGCCGCGCUGUUUUGGAUACAUGCAGAGUGUCGAUUCCGCCGAGGACGAGCUGAAGAAGCUCUUUCCUGUCAAGUGCAAGCGCGGGGCGAUCCGUAAAGGCGCUUUCCUGGUCGCCCCCGUCGACGACCAAUGCAUGACGCACGAAGUGUCCAUCAUGUACGUGUUGGACUUUCCCAAGAGCUUUGGCGUCAGCUCGGAGCGUGUAAUCGCCGCCUACGUCGACCGCCUGAUCAACAUGCGCGAAGUACUCUUCAACACGCUCUUCCAAGCCAUCAAGAUAUUACCACGACACAAGUGGGUCGAUGAUCGGUCGCGCCAGCAUUGCGCCGUGUGCGAGUCCCAGUUCACAUUGGUCUGGUCACGGCAUCAUUGCCGCGCCUGUGGCGAGGUGAUUUGCCACAAUUGCAGUCGAAAGUGGUCGAUUCCGAUCCAGGACGCCGGGGAACUUCUCACGCGCCUGUGUACGCCAUGCUCGUUGCGGGCGCGAAGCCACUUGAUGCCGGCAGCCCCAGUCACUGGCCCUGCGGGAAUUGGCAUGCGCUUGUCUCGGACCCACGCGACUCUCAACUCGCUGCCACCAUCGUCGUUGGACCUGGAAGACUUUGACUACAACGAUGUAAUCCACUCGAUGCACGAUUCAGCGCUUCAUCGACCGAUGUACUCGAUGCCGUACAAGAACUCUGGCUCUGGCGCUGCGUUCCGGAACGGGUCGCGCAUAACGACCAUGUUGCAACCGUCCGCUUUGGACAAUGGCGGUCAUGUCCGCGUGGGGACCGCGAUGAGCUCAUCAUCCGAGACGGCGCACGCCGUGUCGGACGCGUGGGAAAAGAUGGUGUGCAUGCUGCAACAAGAGAAGCCCCACUUUGUCUUUGUCCAGUACUCGUGCGACCACAACACCCAAGCAAUUGUGGACACGCUCAAGAAACUUCAUCCCGACGUGGUCUUUUGCGGCCACAGCAUCGGCGUCCUCGGCCAAGACGCCGUCCUGUUCCAGGAGGAAGCCUUUGUUCGACACACGCACGUUCUAAGUCUGUGGGGGCUCUGGGACAUCGACGGCAACUAUGCGACGGCCGCCGGGUCGUUCAAGAGGCCAGGGGUCGACCCCGCGACCACAUCAGCUCCGUUGGGGAAGGAAGAAACCCGACAAGCGGUCAAGGAUGCCAUACGGAAGCUCCACCUGGGCCCGACGGAGAGUCCAGACUUUGUGUGGCUGGUCCCGAGCGAGGGGUACGAAGACGUAGUCAUCGACACCGUCAGCGCCAUGCUCGAUACGUCGCUGUCAACCGUCGGCGCGUCGGCCAGGCACAGCCGUCUGUGUGGAAUGGCCCAUGAGGCCCAUGUAUUUGAUCAGGACGACCCGAGCGUCGUACUCGCCAUGUGCUCGCCGUCUGUCCAAGUUGCCCACGCGUACUUUACAUGCUACGACCAGAACGACCGAGUGUUUACAGUCGGGAAGGCGGAUGGCAAGCGAUUGAUGCUGCUCGACAAUCAACCACCCCUCGGUCUCCUCAAAGACGGCUUGGACCGUAGCAAGCGCAAGCUCUACUUGGACUCAAAGGUCUUUCCCGCGUUUGGCCGCGUUCAGAAAAAGGAAAAGAGUCUCCAGCUCAUCGAGCCCGUUGCAAUCCAUUCGGACCUGUCUAUGACGUUGUCUGCGCCCGUGGCCCGUGGGGAUCAAGUGUGCCUCAUGUCUAUGGAUCGGAAGGCGAUCCCGAUUGAAAUCGCCGCCAGAAUACGACAAGGACGGCAAGAACUGGACGUCGUUGGAUGCCUCGUCAGCUGCAGUGCGAGCAUCGUGCAACACCUCGGCGACGACUUUGACCUGUUGCGCACAGCGGUGCAGAAUGGGUUGGGGAAGGACCCGUCGAUCGCGAUCACGGGGAGUUUGAGCAUGUGUCAGCUGGGCGUGGUGUCGGGCGCGCAUCACUUAAGUCAUUCGAACGGCAUGGUUGCGGCGCUUAUGAUCACAACGAAGCGCAAGAAAAACUGGCGUCCCCGUAUGGCGCAUCGAAAGUCAUUUUAAAGGGAGGCACGAUUCGCGCGUGUUGCCACUAACUGUUUGAGUGAGACGCGUGGGCUUUCGCUAUGAUGGAUGCCGGUAGGAAAUAUGCUGUACGAGCUGUAGGGGCAUUGCGGUGGGGUGUCGUCCUCUUGGCUGGACGAAAUGAUCAACGACUCCCGUCAAUCGAAUUCCAGCGCCAUCCUGUGCAGGAUGCAUUGUUGUGGCCAUGGUUUGGUGUGUGCCUGCAUCCUGCCUGCAAGCGAUACUCUCCCUGUGCAUGCCAUACGCUCCAUCGAUCCAUCGUCCAUCGAAGAGCGCCAUCGAACCGGACCCCAUGAUAGAUCACCGCCGACCACAAGUCCUCCGUCGCCGCAUCAUUCGCGUGGGAUGUGCGACAACGAUCCACAUGACAAGUAUACUAUCCAGCGCCAUGUACAACCAGAGACAUGUUUAAAAGCCUCUAC